Messenger RNA from Eimeria acervulina, 4887 nucleotides. RefSeq lists its product as hypothetical. The transcript has 8 exons. Gene Ontology annotation, biological process: protein dephosphorylation. Bases 1 to 4887 code for a protein of 1628 amino acids. Gene Ontology annotation, molecular function: protein tyrosine/serine/threonine phosphatase activity. Lineage: Eukaryota; Apicomplexa; Conoidasida; Eucoccidiorida; Eimeriidae. The record is from RefSeq and is a predicted model, not a curated record.
AUGGGAGGGGUGGGCAGCACAGUCCAGUUCGAGAAGGCCCCUCCGGGGCUCUGUUCCGUCGCUGGGUCCGUGGGGCCCUCGGAGAAGAGGGACGAAGGCCCCUCUUUGCCCGUGCCUGCUUCCUCUGUGAAACGGAAGCCCCACAUGAGUUUGUGGCUGACACAAGAUGGAGACAGAACUCUCGAUGCUGUCAUCCACGCGCUGCAUGUGUGGGAUGGCAGCAACCAGGAAGUGGAGGCUCCGGUGUCCUUCUCUUGUUUCAGCAGCUCCUCAGGCUGUUUGCUAGAGCACCGCCAGUUGCUUCUAGCCUGGCGCAUGAGCCGUAUAGGGGCCCCAGGGAGGUGUGGUUGUUGCGAGUCCCUCUUGCCCCUAGGGGGUCCCAAGAAAGGGGUCCCCGGCGGUCGGGAUGCGUCUGAAAAGGGGUUCACGCGACCCUGCAGCGGCAGCAGCAACACGAACAUACACAGAAGCACACCUCCAGGAGGGAGCACUCCACGAAGAGGAGUUGGGGGCCCAGAUAGGAGCUCAUGGAGGCGGGUAGUCGGCGCGGGGGUCCCUCAGCCGGACCCCUCCAGUUGUUACUUGGUCAUCCACGCAUACACUGCAGACCAGCAACAGCAGCAAGAACAGCAACAUAGUGAGAGCCACACUCCUGAAGGGCCUGCGGACAGGAGAGGAAGCAUCACCCCUCCAAGGGCACACAGCCCGACCGGGGCAAUGGCGCACACUCCCUCUACAACGGAGAAGGCAUACUGGGACCCCAGCAACAGCGGUAGCAAUAGCUUCAGAGCGGCUGCAGAGUUGCUGAGUGAAGAUUUAGCGCAUCUUCUGACUCAAGCAGAAACUCGUAUUGCGGCAGAUACUCGCCGCCACAGUGUCUGGCAUGCUGUGCACUUUUGCGGUUGCUGCUCGCAAAGCAAGCAACAACAGCAGCAGCAGCAGCAGCAGCUCAGGAGCAGAGACAGGAGUAGAAGCAGCACUGAAAGCCAGGAAAUCCAGGAACUUCCCUGUAUACAGCCAGGGAGUCACUCGGGAGAACAACAACAACAGAGAGAGCAACAGCAGCUGCAACGGCAACACCUGUGGGCCGUGUACCUUUGGGAAGGAGUGGAGGCCCCUCGUUACAUUUUGGAUCACGCGCGACUACGCACGCUCCGUCUCGUGGAGGCUCUGGAGAGCUGCGAGCAAAGGGGGGUCCCCAUCUCUCCUGCGACGUUGUUGCCUUGGGCUUCCUUUGCUUUUCUACGCCCGCAGCAGGAGGGUCCCCGCUGUUGGCCUGCGGUAGAAGUUUUGGAGGGAGGAGAUGCCUCUGGGAACCUACAGGGGAAACAGCCGGUCGUCCUGGAUGGUGGUUCCUUGCUGGAGCGAAAUGUGCUGCUGCUUCGGCUGCUGCUGAGGUUGCCCAGAUUGGCAUAUGGGGCUACCCCAUCCAUUCCAGCCGUGUCUCGGAGUGUUGCUCCAGCUUCUGAGCUGCCAGUGGCACCAGAGAUAGCAGGAGCAACCCCAGCAACAACCUCCGCAGCAACAGCAGCCGUGGUAACCACGGCUCCGCAUAGCGAAGUGGAGGCUGUUGUGGCUUCUCCUCAAAGAGCCGUUCAAGAGGAACAAAUGCAGCGGCAGCAACGGGAGAAACAGCAAAAUACGCUGGAGCAGCAGCAGCAACAGGAGGACCGCUCCGUGCACACUGCGCCUUUCGUGCCCCGCCUGGCCCUUCAUAGCAAGAUCCUGCCUCGCCUCCAGUUGCAACCGCAAGGGAGCAGCGCUGAAGGGGAGGAGCCCCCAGCUCUCAGCGGUAGCAGCUCAAACAGAGCCCUGCCGAGCAGAGGAGGCUCCCGGCGUUCUCCUGUGGACUUCGCUGGCAGCGAGAACAGCUCUUUGUCUUCGUCUGUCUCUGUUUCCCCAGUCUCGUCCUCGGGCGAAAUGUCACCUGUGGAAGGGCAAGGAAGAGGGCAACAGCAACAGAGGGCCCCGAGCGGGCCCCUCCGACCCCAAGGGGGUCUCCGCUUACAGGGCGUCCCCAAGCUAGCCAUACCGAAACUGGGGGGAGGUGGGGGGCAGUCUCCAUGUUCCCCAGCAGCAACUGCAGCUGCUGAAGCAGCUGGGGUUCGCUUGAGCCCCCAAACAGGGAGCUGCGAAGGCCUCUCGCCGUUGUUCUUACAGAAAGAGGCAGAGAAUAGCCGCAGGCCAUCUGCUGCCUUUGCCUUUAAUCAAGCAACAAGUGGAAGGGGCGAUUUGCCCUCCUCCCGAGAGCCAGCUGCCGCUGCUUCCUCGCUGAAGCACCAGCCCUCGCACCAGCAGCAGACUGUCCCGGCAGGUGCCCGCCUUUCAGGUGUCCCAUCAGGGUCACCAGGCGGCCGGCACACUUCGGGGCUUCUCAGCCCUCCUGCUGCCUCUCCAGGGGGUCUGCAGUGUUACAGCGGCGGCGGUAGCAACGCAGGGUCGUUAAGGGAGAGCUUCGGUUCUCGGAGGAGACGUACGGAAGAGGUGUGCAGCGGCACCGGCGCAAACAGUGCCAAUAGUAGAAACAGUUAUAGGAAGUGCAGCAAUUCCAGCACCGCAACUAGCAGCAACGCACCCGACUACAGGCUGCUUUCCCAGGCAUCAGCCGAGGAGGUGGACGUCGAACCUGCAAUUUUGCGUGACUCUCUGGAGGGCAUGGGUCUGUACAGCCGCACACGGCAGCAACAGCUCGUCAACUUCAGACGCGUCAUUAGCGAUGUAUAUGAAGGCCGCCUAUUCGUCUCAGGAGCUGCUGCUGCUUGCGACUUAGAGUGUUUGAAGAGGGCCGGUAUUACGCACGUGGUCAACACGAUCGGUGACAUUUGCCCUAACGUCUUCGCAUCGCUCCUGACUUACAAGACGUAUUAUCUCAAGGAUACACGACAGCAGGAUAUCAUGUGUGUUUUUUAUGACUGCAUAAGGUUCAUAUCCGAAGCGAUAGAUGAGGGCGCAGAGGCUGCCGCGGCAGCUCGUGCUCUUACUCCGGCAGGUCGUGCUCUGGCUCCUGGUGCUGGCGUUUCUCCUGCUUCCGCCGGCGGUGCCAGUAUUCCGUUAGUCAGCAACACAAACAACACGAAUAGCGAUCGCAGCAGCAGCAAUACUUGCAAAAGCAGCAAGAAUCCCCACAAAGUGUUGAUACACUGCAAAGAAGGUGUGUCGAGGUCGGCCACUCUCGCGAUCGCCUUCCUUAUGUGGAGACUCCGCCUGCCUUUUGCUGAAGCUUUUGAACGGAUGCGGAGUCGCCGUGCUAUCUGCAGCCCUAACACAGGUUUCACGUUCCAGCUGCUGCUUCUGCAGAAGCGCUUAGGCCUCCGGCAUCCCCGCGCGUCCAUUACAAAUCUCGAUCUUACUGCGUCGAAGGAUGGGCAGGAGGCUCUUAGGAGUCCUCCUUCCAUGGGGGGGCUGGUAUCAGCCCCUUCCUCGCCAGAAUCUAGUCGGCGUUGCACGACGCCGGGGAAGGGCACGAAAAGGGCGGGGUCUCCCUUAGAAUGCGGCUCUCCCGCAGGCGUACCGUCGGCUUCCCGGGGCCCUUCACCGAAAACCAUUGGGCCAUCUGCGCCUCCUUCACCCACCAUCCCCCUUGACUUGUCUGGUGCUUCUAGACUUGCUGGCAACCCGUGUACCACAGGGCCGCCGCUCGAAGCGGACGAUGCAAGGACCCCGCCAAAAGGUCUGGGCCCCAGAGCACCCCGCAUAUGUGCACCACCCAGACCUGGUGGAGACAGGGAGGAAGGCAGUGGCACGCAUCCACAAGGAGACAGCCCUUUUGCUUCAGUAGAAGCUCCACCCGCAGUACCAUGUCUCGCCUCGUUGCCAGAGCCCGCUGCAGCAGCCGUUGCAGUGGCAGCAGCAGCAGCCGAGACCCCCUCACCUGUAGAGGAUUGCGUGUUGCUUCUGCGUCUUGUUGUGCAUUCGGCUUACUCCCCCGACUUCUUACUUUGGUCAGAAAUGACAGAGUGGCAACCAGGAGUAUUGCCCCUAAUGUCGGAGCAAGGGGCAUAUAUGCUGAGGAGCGGCGGCCAGGCUUGGGUGUGGAUGGAUAGCAGCAAGUGCCUACGCAGACCAACAGAUGUCGAGGAAGCAGCGCGGAACUAUCAAGAAAACGUGGCGCUUGUCGAACGGCGCAGUAAGCGACAUACAGCUCCAUUACAUCUCACCCGGGUUGGAGCCUCCAGCCUUUUGUUGGAACCGAUGGUGCCAGAGAAAUCUGAAGAGCCAUUUCGCUGGAGAGACUAUUGCGCCUUUGACCUUCCUGCGGACUGGGAAGCAGUGGGGGCAUCUGAGGGGGCCUUAAUGCCUACUGGAACCUCCCAAGACCCACCAACCACUCAGGUGCCAGGCGUUGUGGAAGGAGCUACAGAGGGCCCCUACAGGUCAUACGAAGUAACUUCAGAUCCACCACAGAGCAGCAGCAACAACAGCAGCAGAGCAUCCUCUGGUGUGCCGUCACUGCGACGGUCACUCGAGCUGUUUGGGAACCCCGCGGAUGGGAUUCCACCAGAAACAGUAGGAGCAGGAGUGAAAAAUGCCGAGGGAGGAGCUAAGCUAUUCUGUCUCCCCGACCUAGAAGAACCGCUGGACCUUUUUGACUCGGAGGAUCUCUUGCCAGACAGGGUUUUCCUGCUGGUGGAGGGGGACAGCGACAGUGCUCGAAGCGGGACGAUAGGCGCUGAAAUGCUUUCGUCUAAAACAGCAACAGCAGCCGAAACAGUCAGAGCAUGGCUGUGGGUAGGGGCCGAGGCGGCAUUUGACCCGGCCAGGGAUCAAGAAGCUGUCAGGGCCCAAGUUCUGGGGGCUUUCAACCUCCAACCCGGUCAGCUACAGCUUUCUGUCGAGCUGGAGGGGGAGGAAUCAGAGACGUUCUGGAGCUACUUUGCUAAUGGAUAG